This is a messenger RNA of Bolinopsis microptera, 2125 nucleotides long. RefSeq names its product glycerol-3-phosphate acyltransferase 3-like. Bases 50 to 1456 code for a protein of 468 amino acids. The record is from RefSeq and is a predicted model, not a curated record. Gene Ontology annotation, biological process: triglyceride biosynthetic process. Lineage: Eukaryota; Metazoa; Ctenophora; Tentaculata; Lobata; Bolinopsidae. The transcript has 10 exons. Gene Ontology annotation, cellular component: endoplasmic reticulum. Gene Ontology annotation, molecular function: glycerol-3-phosphate O-acyltransferase activity.
AGAAUGUCAUGGAAGUUUAGGAAAGUGAAUCCUGAUCACUUUGUAGCUGAUGUUCCCUCGCAUAUUCAUUCUGACGUACUGGCUCUCGACCUUCGUGUUCGGAUUCCUUGUUCCUGCAUUCCUGGGAGGUACUCUGACUCUCCGGAGAUGGUACAUCAAGAAUGUUCACCGACUAUUUGUUUACUGUGACGAUAUAAUAAAUGAAAGAAAGCAUCUCCUUGGAUUUGAUAACGAGCUAACGGAGGAAGAAAUAUCCUCGGAGGAGGAGGAAGAAACUAUGAGACGAUCCUCCCGUGGGAAAAGGAGACAUCUUCCCAGUUAUGUGGAAGAUGCGAGAAAUGGGGAGGAGUCGAACCCGCAUUUCGCGUUCUGUGACAUUGCCCCUCUAUUAAUGAACGGGAUAUCUACUAUUAGAGACGAUCAGGUGACAACAAGGUUCUACGCCCAAGAGAACGGACUGUGGAACAUGCUAACCAGAACCUCAAUACACCCUGUAUUUAUGAGUCACCGUCUCAAUGUUAUCUGGUUCCUCAGUCUUAUCUGGAGAUGGGGCUGGCUCCUACCCAUGAGGAUACUAGUGUUUAUGGCAGCGUUAGGGUGGUUGUUGCUUGCUACUCUUAUCCUAGUACUACUCCCCCGGAGUCUACCUUGGUACGACAAAUGCUACGAGUGGAUGAUCUGCCUAGUGUUCAAGUUAGUGACGCACAGCUUCAGUGCAGUUGUUAAGUUCCACAACCCGGAGAACAAAGCCAAGAACGGUGGUAUUUGCGUGGCUAACCACACCUCCCCUCUUGAUGCUGCAGUAUUGAGUUACGAUAACUGUUACUCAAUGAUUGGUCAGCGACACGGAGGUUUCUUAGGGUUUGCCCAGAAAGUUCUGGACCAAACGACAGAGCACAUCUGGUUUGAACGGGGUGAGAGCAAAGACAGACAGAUGGUUGUAAACCGGCUCACUCAGCAUUGUACCACUGUGUCUACUACAGGUAAAAACCUCCCAGUUUUGAUAUUCCCCGAGGGGACGUGUAUAAACAACACCAGUGUAAUGAUGUUCAAGAAGGGUUGUUUCGAGAUAGACACCACCAUUUACCCUGUAGCUAUCAAAUAUGAUACCCUAUUUACUGAGGCUUUCUGGAACAGCUCCGAGCAGAGUUUCGUGAAGUACCUGUUUAUGAUGCUAACGAGCUGGGCUCUUGUGUGUGAUGUCUACUACCUCCCCCCUACACGUCGCCUCCCUAACGAGAACGCCAUUGCCUUUGCUAACAGAGUCAAGUCCCUUAUCGCCCGGAAGGGUGGUCUUGUGGAUCUCCAGUGGGACGGAAUGAUAAAGCGAAAGAAGCUGAGCGAGAGAAUCAGACAAACUCUGAUGGAUCUAGAGCGCCAGCACUUCCUGGAGUCCUCGGCACUCCCCCGGAACAUCUCACACGGCAACCUCAGUACCCUGACGUCAGUUUUAUAGGACCUCGUCACCCCAGAGUGGGUGUUAGGAAUCUUUUUUCGAGUGAGGCUAGCGCGAUUGCAGUCACGUGAUUGUUGCGUGAGUUAUCACGCGUUCGUCUAAGAGAUACUUGCGUAAACUUUAAUUGUUUAUGCUUGAGUCUGAGAUGGUAGCGUGAGCGCUCAUGUGUGAUUAUUUCGGUGAAAUCUAAUUGGAGACUCAGACUUGCAAUCAGAGAUCUAAGCAACAAGGUGGAAUUUGGCCGUGUGACUGGCAAAUUUCAAAUUAGAUAUUUCAAAUAAGAAAGACAACUUGCUUUUACUUUUAAAGACCACUCUGCGGUCAGAGACGAUCGCUGGUGGUUGGAAGUGAAUAUGAUGAAAUUGUUCGGAAGUUGUUUGACAAUAAACACGCCAAAACCGCGUGAUUUAUGGGAAACUGAUCAAGAUUCUAUCAAACUGUCGACCGAUCAUUUUUUACCGGUGAGUACGUCAUAUUCAGGUAACUCUUGUAUCUUUCCUGCGAAAGAUUGCAAGACUUUUCUCGUCUUGUAAUCUAUUAGGUUGUCGAUUUCUUUUUGAUUUUGGAGGAUAUUUUGAUCCUGUAAAACCGUAAAUGUAUGUUGGUGGCAAUUUUUACUGUGUUUACCUCCUUUAAUUCGGACGAAGGUUUCUGUUUUCGGAACGAGAU